AUGGCUCUCUUGGUCUCCGCCUCCUACGCUCUCCAGGAUGUUGUCGCCUGCACCUCUCAAGACCUCAGCUCGUUGAAGGGCUCGGCACUGCUGGUCGUAGAGGUGCUGCACCAGACCCAGACACGCAAAUUCAUGGCCGAGAAGGUGUACAAGCUUGUGUGGGAUGCGGACACGGAGCAGCUCAACGCCGAGGAGGAAACCUUCGUGGAUAACAUGGCCUGCUACGUGACCUCAAGCACGGAGAAGACUUACUGCACGACCGUGAUCUGCUUGACGCGCAGCACGCCGAGCGCAUGCAACCGGAAGGAGCGCUACGACUGCAGCACGAGCACGUACUCAUUCAGCUGCAAGGUCGCGUCCGAAGUCGAGAACCUGCUCGUCGUGCCUACGGACGACGAGGCUACCACCGUGGACCCUGCGAAGACGGAAAGUGAGAUCCAAGGCGGCGGCGCCCAUGUAAGUAAAGGCACCGCGUCCGUGCUCCGACAGCUCAACAAGAACGCGGACCCGACGGUAGCUCCGAGGCAGAUCCGCUGA
Messenger RNA from Phytophthora sojae, 537 nucleotides. RefSeq lists its product as hypothetical. The transcript is spliced from 3 exons. Bases 1 to 537 code for a protein of 178 amino acids. The record is from RefSeq and is a predicted model, not a curated record. Lineage: Eukaryota; Oomycota; Peronosporomycetes; Peronosporales; Peronosporaceae.